AUGGCCGACGCACCGAUGCCUCAGCAAGUGGCAUUGCCAGCCCAGGUGCUCAGCUUGGAAGAAUUGAAGGAGAGAAAGGAGAGAUUGAUCCGAGAUGCCACAAUGGGAAUUGGGAAUCUUCAACAGAUGAUUGUGGAUUCCAUUGGUUGGCUGCCGGACGAGCAGCUCUGCCAGUCCAUUGCGAGACACGUCGCAUUGGACGUCCCAAGGGCGAAGGCGGUAUUGAAGAAAUUGCGGCUCAUUGAGAAGGGGAUCUGCACGAUGCUCAUCAACGCAUCGGAUACCGGGAGCCUGACCCCAUUGGAAGCCCUGGACGUCAAUCCAUUGCGGCUGGUGACAUUGGAUUGCCUCAAGUCCAGCAGGUGGCCCGAUCCUCUGGGAUGCGGCCCCUCAGUGGCCAUUGCCUGGGGAUUGAUGCGAUUGAAUGCACAGCCUGGAAGAACAUUGGGACAAGUCGCCAAUUUCUCCCCGGAUUGGCUGUGGCAUGCUAACCAAUCCUUUCUGCCAUUGAGCCUUCGCACAAUGCUCAUUAGCAAUUGGCGGAUUGUGCAUUUGCACCCGGUUCCAACAAUCCCGGAUGCAUUGGUCUCCUUUCCCUGCUUCAUUGCAUUGCCAGACACACUUGCUAUGCGAUUGGUCGAGACAGGCAGGUUAUUGGUCAGCGAUUUUCCGUGCCAGCAGGCGAAUUCCUUCCUUUCGGUGGCACACAGCCUUUCGAAGCUAUUGAUGUGGAUUGAUCAGAUCCCAAGCAUCAAGGCAUUGAGAGAUGAGAACCUGAUGAUCAUUGGUGUGAACCAUGCAGUGGGAAGAUUGCCAGUGGUAUUGAAGAAUGCUGAUGGCACUGGUGGUUUGAAGCAUUGGCAUAACCAGAGCUACUGCGGAUUUGCCACCAUUCUCGAGCCUCCACAGGAUGAGGCUGAGAUUGUCCUGACUCCGGAAGAGAUUGGCACAUUGGUGCUUUUGGACACGCAGACCACAUUGCGCGAGCUGACUGAUGGUCUCCAUUGGGACAUGGUGCACUCUGGACAGCAUUCCAUCCACCGGCACAUUGCGUUGCCAUCGAAGCUCAGCUUCCUAUUGGGAGCGGGUCGCACAGCAGGACCCGGAGCAUCAUUGCAGAGCACAUUGGCGAGCCAGCGGAAUGCUUUGAGUCGGAACAGCAUUGGCAGCUCAGAGGUGACGGUCGUUGAUGAUUCUGGGAGCCGAUUGCGAAUCACAACGACGAUCAACAAGAUCGAUUGA
Symbiodinium natans is the source of this 1242-nucleotide messenger RNA. NCBI's taxonomy places the organism in Eukaryota, Dinophyceae, Suessiales, Symbiodiniaceae. The record is from the annotation of a GenBank genome assembly.